Messenger RNA from Lepidothrix coronata (blue-crowned manakin), 4050 nucleotides. RefSeq names its product frizzled class receptor 1 (gene FZD1). The transcript has 2 exons. The record is from RefSeq and is a predicted model, not a curated record. NCBI's taxonomy places the organism in Eukaryota, Metazoa, Chordata, Aves, Passeriformes, Pipridae. Gene Ontology annotation, cellular component: plasma membrane. Gene Ontology annotation, molecular function: Wnt-protein binding; Wnt receptor activity. The coding region runs from base 232 to 1974 and encodes 580 amino acids. Gene Ontology annotation, biological process: canonical Wnt signaling pathway; non-canonical Wnt signaling pathway.
CGGCGGCGGCGGAGGCGGUGGCGAUAGUCGGAGGCGCGGCGGUCGCUGCCGCCGGUGCGGGGAGAGCUGCGCGCUGCGCGCCGCGGCCGCGCGAGUGGCGACCGGGGCUGCCCCGUCCCUGCUCGCCGCUCCCUUCAUGAGUCGCAAGUUCGGGCCGGGAGGAGCAGCGGCGGCGGCGGCGGCGGCGGCGGGGCGGCGAAAGCCCAGCAGGGCAGGCAGCACCGACUGAGCAUGGCCGAGCGGCGCGGGCCGGCGGUGAGCGGCGGCGGGGAAGUUGGCGGCGGCCGGUGCCCGCGGCUGCCUCUGCUGCUGGUGUUACUCUGGGCGGCUGUGCUGCCGGCCGGGGGGCAGUCCAACGGCGAGCGGGGCAUCUCCAUCCCGGACCACGGCUACUGCCAGCCCAUCUCCAUCCCGCUCUGCACUGACAUCGCCUACAACCAGACCAUCAUGCCCAACCUGCUGGGCCACACCAACCAGGAGGACGCGGGGCUGGAGGUGCACCAGUUUUACCCGCUGGUGAAGGUGCAGUGCUCGGCCGAGCUCAAGUUCUUCCUCUGCUCCAUGUACGCGCCGGUGUGCACGGUGCUGGAGCAGGCCCUGCCGCCCUGCCGCUCCCUCUGCGAGCGGGCCCGCCAGGGCUGCGAGGCCCUCAUGAACAAGUUCGGCUUCCAGUGGCCCGACACGCUGCGCUGCGAAAAGUUCCCCGUGCACGGGGCCGGCGAGCUGUGCGUGGGGCAGAACGCCUCCGAGCGCGGCACCCCCACGCCCGCCCUGCGCCCCGAGAGCUGGACCAGCAACCCCCACCGCGGGGGCGCCGGCGGCGGCCCCGGGGGCCCGGGGCCCGGCGAGCCCCGUGGGCGCUUCACCUGCCCGCGGGCGCUGAAGGUGCCUUCCUACCUGAACUACCGCUUUCUGGGGGAGAAGGACUGCGGGGCGCCCUGCGAACCCGGCCGCCUCUACGGGCUCAUGUACUUCGGGCCCGAGGAGCUGCGCUUCUCCCGCACUUGGAUCGGCAUCUGGUCGGUGCUCUGCUGUGCCUCCACCCUCUUCACCGUCCUCACCUACCUGGUGGAUAUGAAGCGGUUCAGCUACCCUGAGCGGCCCAUCAUCUUCCUCUCGGGCUGCUACACGGCGGUGGCCGUGGCCUACAUCGCCGGCUUCCUCCUGGAGGAGAGAGUGGUCUGCAACGAGCGCUUUGCCGAGGACGGCUCCCGCACCGUGGCGCAGGGCACGAAGCGGGAGGGUUGCACCAUCCUCUUCAUGAUGCUCUAUUUCUUUGGCAUGGCCAGCUCCAUCUGGUGGGUCAUCCUCUCCCUCACCUGGUUCCUUGCUGCCGGCAUGAAGUGGGGCCACGAGGCCAUUGAGGCCAACUCCCAGUACUUUCACCUGGCUGCUUGGGCCGUGCCGGCCAUCAAGACCAUCACCAUCCUGGCCCUGGGACAAGUGGAUGGGGAUGUUCUCAGCGGUGUCUGCUUUGUGGGCAUCAACAACGUGGAUGCCCUGCGGGGCUUCGUGCUGGCCCCCUUGUUCGUCUACCUGUUCAUCGGCACCUCUUUUCUGCUGGCUGGCUUUGUGUCCCUCUUCCGGAUCCGGACCAUCAUGAAGCACGACGGCACCAAGACAGAAAAGUUGGAGAAGCUCAUGGUGAGGAUAGGCAUCUUCAGCGUCCUCUACACGGUGCCAGCCACCAUCGUCAUUGCCUGCUAUUUUUACGAGCAAGCUUUUAGGGAACAGUGGGAGAGGAGCUGGGUCACACAGAGCUGUAAGAGCUAUGCCAUUCCCUGCCCCAACAACCACAGCAGCCACCACCCGCCUAUGAGCCCUGACUUUACUGUCUUCAUGAUCAAGUAUCUCAUGACCUUAAUUGUGGGCAUCACCUCGGGCUUCUGGAUCUGGUCUGGGAAAACCCUGAACUCCUGGAGGAAGUUUUACACCAGGCUCACCAACAGCAAGCAGGGCGAGACCACUGUCUGAGACCCCUGCCUGCCGGACCAGGGGGAUGUGGGUGGCCAAAGGACCGAGGCUCUGCCUCGGGAAGCAGCUCCUUACCCAGCCUGGGCAAACUUUGGGGACCGCAAGUGUCUUCCGCAGGCGACAGGGAGCGGAGGACGAGCCGGGGGGACUCUGGGGCCCGGGACCGCCCAGCUCUGCCCUCCCCGCGCUGCUCGGGUUGUCUCCUGUAGGAGCUGAACGCAUUGUCAGGUUGGGGGAGAGGGAUGUAAAUAGCCUCUGUAAGAUUUUGUUUUGUAAUGGCUUUGCUUGGAAUUUCGGCUGCAUCAGCAGCAGGGCCCGGAGCGGGGUUGCGGCCGCGGCCGGGGUCGCCUUCUGACCCGGGCUGGCUCCCGAUCCCUACUCCGAGGUGGGGAUGGGCAGGAGCGCCGCUUUCCGCCCUGGCCCCGUGUGGGGGAGGACGGACCCCAUCCCGUCCCCCUACGGGGAGGACGUGGAGCCGCCUGGCCAUGGCGCAGAGACAGCGCUGCACCGGGCCCCGGCCCCGCUGACCCCUCCGGGCCCUUCUCGGGAGAUGCGAACAUCAUCCAGCCCUGCCAGGAGCGCGGCCGGUCUGGGGCGGCUGCGGGGCCCCACACGGCUCGGGAGGAGUUGACCCCGUUCCCUGUAGGAGUUGGGGUUCAGCACCGCCUGCACCUGUAGCACGUCCGAUGGCUCAGGAGGUGGCUGGGGACAGAAAGACACCGAAAUUCCCUCCUGCUCUGGUAUUUUUUAAGCCCACUUUGCAGUCCGGGGGCGCUCCGCGGGUGCUCCCGCCGCCGCCUGCCCCGGUCCCUCCCCGCCUGGCUGCGGCCGGCUGGGGUCAGCAGGAUCAGGAAAUGCGGGCUCGGUGAAAAGAGCUCCGUCGGAAUAAAACGCAGCGUUCAGUUUGAGGCUUUUGUUGAUACACCCUCCCCUCCCCCCCAAUUAUAUUGAUACACCGGCUCUUCAUAUGGGAAACAUUGGAGCCGUUGCCAUUCUUCUGAAUUGUAAUUCAUUGAGAUUUAAUUCGUUACACAUUAUGAGGGUGUGAUGAUUUUUGCCAGUAGUAAAAACGACGGAAGGGAAAGCAGAAAACCAUAAUGUUUAAGCACUCUGGUGAGAUGUGAGACUUGAAAGAAUCUCUGCUUUCUUUUCCCUGUCUUAUUUUCGGUCCAGUAAUAACAUUGCAUACUGCAAGGAUAAGAUACCAUGUGUGCAGUAUAUCUACUACCUUGUAUGCUCCUGGAUGUGUGGGAUUGUGCUUCUAAUACAUAAAAAAAGUUAAAGAUUAAAUUGUAACUUUCGACAGAUGCAUUUGAAUAUGUAGACCUCUGUAUGAAAAACAGCAGAAUGCUUCUCUCCUGAUUGUAUUGUUUUAAACUUUUUUUUAAUAUUACAAAUGCCUGUAUUUAGGUUCAUAAACAUUAUCUAUGGCUACCAUACCCUGAAAUGCAAAAUUAUUUUAAUUUGGUAUGCAUUUAUUUCUGUUCAUUAUCACAAGAUCAUCUAUAUUUAUAGAGGAAUAGAAAUUUAUAUAUAUUAAAUACCAUAUUUUUAAUUUCUCUGAAAUAAAUUGAGGUUUUGUACAAAACUGUCUUGUCCCUUUAUGUAUUCUUCUGAUGAACUUAAAUACUCUCUGAAAGCAGUGUAUAUGCUACAAGAUGUGUGGGAUUCCUUUUUUCUUAGGUUGAGUUCACAGUAACAAGCUGGAAUUCAGUGUAGGAAUUCAUUGUGCAUUUUGUUUUUUUAUUUCUGGGCCAGUCUAGAUUAAUCCUUCAAAAGAAGUAAUGUAAACUGUUCAAAAUCUCUGACAGGUUAUGGUCGGUGGUGUGAAAUCUAAGAAGAGAUCUGCUAUAUGGCAGGAGAAGAAAGAAGCUCACCAGUUCUUUUUUUUUUUUGGUGUUUUUAUUUUGGUUGUAGAAAAGGGUUCUCUCAACUUAGCCUUUCUUCUCCCUUUCGUACUAAAAUACAAAAAAAAAGAUAUUUUCUUAUAAUGAUAUUCUGCUUAAAAUGACACUCGGACUAUGUUGCAAUAUUGUCAGAACAUUUUAAUGAGUAAAAUAGUUUUGUUCUGUUGAA